CUCCUUUGCGGAAGUGGUGCCUUCACUCCCCCAGAGUGGAAGGAGGAGAGAGAGAGGCCCGCGGGGUCGUCGGCACCUUUCCUCAGCGGCGUCUCAAACCCGUGGAGGAUGGCAGGGCGGCUCCCGGCCUGCGUGGUGGACUGUGGCACCGGGUAUACCAAACUGGGAUAUGCUGGUAAUACAGAGCCACAGUUCAUCAUUCCUUCAUGUAUUGCCAUUAAGGAAUCGGCCAAAGUUGUCGAUCAGGCACAAAGAAGGGUUAUGAAAGGUGUGGAUGACUUAGACUUCUUUAUCGGGGAUGAAGCAAUAGAAAAGCCUACAUAUGCAACAAAGUGGCCCAUUCGCCAUGGCAUAGUUGAAGAUUGGGACUUGAUGGAGAGAUUUAUGGAACAAGUUAUCUUUAAAUAUUUAAGGGCAGAACCUGAAGACCAUUAUUUUCUUUUGACUGAACCUCCUCUAAAUACUCCAGAAAACAGGGAAUAUACUGCUGAAAUCAUGUUUGAAUCCUUCAAUGUUCCUGGGCUUUACAUUGCUGUUCAGGCUGUCCUUGCUUUAGCUGCAUCUUGGACAUCAAGACAAGUAGGAGAACGGACACUGACUGGAACGGUUAUAGAUAGCGGGGAUGGUGUCACUCAUGUCAUUCCUGUGGCUGAAGGUUAUGUAAUUGGUAGCUGUAUCAAACAUAUUCCAAUAGCCGGACGAGAUAUAACUUACUUUAUUCAGCAGCUGCUAAGAGAACGAGAAGUAGGAAUCCCUCCAGAGCAAUCAUUGGAAACUGCUAAAGCAGUCAAGGAACGUUUUAGUUAUGUCUGUCCAGACUUAGUGAAAGAAUUUAAUAAAUAUGAUGUAGAUGGUACCAAGUGGAUUAAGCAAUAUACUGGAAUCAAUGCUAUCUCAAAGAAAGAAUUUACCAUUGAUGUUGGCUAUGAAAGAUUCUUAGGGCCAGAAAUCUUCUUUCAUCCCGAGUUUGCUAAUCCAGACUUCACACAGCCCAUCUCAGAAGUAGUAGAUGAAGUUAUUCAGAACUGUCCUAUUGAUGUUAGACGUCCACUGUAUAAGAAUAUUGUCCUUUCUGGAGGCUCAACAAUGUUCAGGGAUUUUGGACGGCGUUUGCAGAGGGACUUGAAAAGGACUGUGGAUGCUAGACUGAAACUCAGUGAAGAACUGAGUGGUGGCAGACUGAAGCCAAAACCUAUUGAUGUACAAGUUAUUACUCAUCAUAUGCAAAGAUAUGCUGUUUGGUUUGGAGGAUCAAUGCUGGCUUCCACACCUGAGUUCUACCAAGUAUGCCACACCAAAAAAGAUUAUGAAGAAAUUGGUCCUAGCAUCUGUCGUCACAACCCAGUUUUUGGAGUUAUGUCUUAAAUCUGACAUUUAAUGAAUUGAGUUUAGCGAGGCAAGGAAAUGGUCUUUCUCAGUGCUUGUUUGUCUGGAUGGUCGGUAUUAAGAUAAGAAACAUGACUUGAAAAUAAGAAAAAAAAGACCAAACACAAUUAAACAGGAAUAUUUUAAUAACUGUCUCAACAUGCUGAUAUAGUGGGAAGCCAAAACAAUUCAAAGUGUUUUUUUUUCUUUUGACUGAAUAUUUGAAGCUGUGCAUAAACAAAACUAAAGAAGUUGGUCUUUGUUCUUUUUGUGCCCUAAUAUUUUGUAUAUUAAUGGAAUAUCCAAGAUUUGAUGGGAUUUGAUGGUAUGUAGAUAGUCAGCUCUAUAAUUCUUCUAUUGUACUCUUAAUUGUGUACAAUGCAAGAGCCUGUUUAUAUUUCCUACUUUUUUAUACAUUGAGAAAAAAAUAUCAGUGAUUGAAAGUAAUGUUAAUAUUUGACAAGAAAAAAUACCAGUGACCAAUUGGAGGGAAAUGUGAAAAUUAACAAUGCCCACAUGGAGUUUCAUCAUGUAAAUCUCUAGUAAUGUCAAAAUAUGACCAAUCUUCCACUUGCAUUCCAUACAUAAUGCAACUUGGCAAAUGCUUUUGGACCUGAGGGACUAGAAUCUUGGAUUAAAUGAUGCCUGCUAGUGCUUUCUGAUUAUUUGGUGCAUUUUCAUUCUAUUUCUUGCUUGGGGAAGGGGCGGGAAAGUAAAGACAAGACUGUUGGACAAGUAUUGCAGUUCUGUAGUGUCAUUUCUAAUUGCAACCAAAUAUUCCGAUUACGAAAAUGGGUGUAUUCCACCAUUCAAAUAAAGACACAACUUUCUUUUUUAAUAUUCAUGUGAGGCCUUUCAAUUUCGUUGAUUAAUCAUUUGUGAAGGUCCUUCUAAUCUGCAAUCACAGUUUCUCACUCCCUAAUUUGGAAAAGAUGAGAGGGAUACAUGUAUGCAAGUGGUGUGUUAUCUAUUUAAUAGCAUAAUGCAGUUUUAGAAGCGUAAUUCUAAUUAAAUAUAUGUUUUCCAUGAGAUUUUGGUAAAUAAAGCUGUUGCAUUCCUGGCGUCUUGUGUCACAAAUUUGAUAACUAACUCAAGAGAAUCAAGUAUAAGAACUUUAUUGAUGGUAUGUUUAAUCAGAAGCAGACUUGGUGGGGCUGAGUAUCAAGUAUGUAGAGUAUGUAAAAAUGGAAGAAUUGCUGCGUUUAACUGAAUGUCACGACAAAGCUCUCCUUGACUGAAAGCCUUGAACAAAGAAAGUUUCUGAUCAUUCAGAAUUAUUAUAAAUUUCCAUCUUAAACUUUUGGGAAAGUGCGGGGUGGUCAUAACUGGAGACUGGCAUUUAAAACGCAUCUUGCAUGUGAUCCAUCUUUACAAAUGUUGAAUGUCUGAACAAUAUUAUAAUCAAGUAUGAUGCCUGAAUCUAGAAUUAUGUUAGAUAUGCUCACACAAUGCAGGAUAAUAAGCUUGCUAUGAACUAGGGUUUAUUAAGGGCUUACAAAUCCAUCUCAAUCUAAUUUUUUAAAAAUAGUUUUUAUUGAAGUUUAAAAAUGCAGGGAUAAAUAAAACUAAUGCAAAGAAAGAAAAGUACAAAAAAAGCCAAAAAAGUGCAUAGAGAAAAAUAUCAGGAGAGGGAAGGAAGAAAAAAAAAUCCAAAUUUGGAUGUCCCAUGAAACUAUCCCCAUAGUGGUUGGUUUACCUGCUGAUGUGAAAAAAAGAGUAAAGCAGAAAUUGGAAGCUGCAUAUAAAUUACUUCAUUCCCAAGUCAAGAUUCCUUAUGUCUUACUGUAACAUUUGUCUCAUAAAGAAUAGGUAUUUCUUCAUCACAGACUGAAUUAUACGUAGCCUAAAGCGAAGAAUCAUAUAUGAUACCAUGAUGUAUUUUGUGGAUUUCCUUGUGGAACCUAGGAUUAGCAAAUUGCCAUAGAUUUUUGCCGGAAGAUACCUUUUGAUAGCUAACUCUGAUUAUCAAAUAAACUCACCAGAAAGAAGUUGUUCUGCUUCUGUGUAUUUAAGAUUCAAUUAUAUAUUUUUUUCAGUGAGUUUAGUUUAAAAAUUAAGGAUAUUUAUAUAAAAUCUUGAUUUUAAGGCCAGUUAUGGGGAAGGGAUGUCCAUUAAAUGUAUGUUUACAUAAGUGAUGUGUGUAUGCGUGUGUGUGUAUGCGUGUGUGUGUGUGUGUGUAAGUGGUAUGAUUAUGGAAGUGAUAUAAUUACAUAAUUGCAUAAUUAUUCAGAUGAAGUAAAUUGCACCAGUUACAUAAUUAUGGAACUUGACAUAAAUAAUGUUGCUUUUCUGAACUGCUUACAAUGGACAUUGGGGGGCUAAGAUAUGACUUGACUUUAUAUCUGAAGUUGGCUGAACAGGGAUUCAUAAAACCUUACAUCAAACUGAAUAAUGAUUUACUUAACAUUUGGAGAAACAAUACUUUUACUUCAGGAGCUGCUAGCUCUUGAUUCUGAAAAAGUUAAUGGUGUUACACAUCAAUCCUAUAGAGAUUUGCACAGAAGUGCUCUAUGUUACACAGUAAUUUAGUAGGACUCACGUGGAAUUCUUUGUGGUCAAGUUUGCACUCUGGGUCUUCAAGUAAAUAGUCUUGUUUAUUUUUGCAUUGUAGAGAUGAUGCUAAAACCUGUUCUUCAUCUCCAGUUCUUCAAACCUUGUGUUAUAAUCUUGGUUUGUAAAACAAUUCUUUUUAGUUGCCAGCUGAUACAAUUGGUUGGUAGCAACCUGUGUUUAUAGCAAUUAAAAUUAUUUAAAUGCUUACUACAGAAUCAAAUAAGUUAUUUUAUCUUGAUAACUUCUAUCAUUCCAUCCUGUGUGUGUUAAUAAGUAAAAAUUAAUGGCAAGAAUUUACUUACUCUAAGUAACUUGUAAAGGAACUGGAUAAUUACUUGUCUUUUGUAGCAACUGGAAUGCAUUAAAUUAAUUUUUUUUAAAAAAUCAAAACUUUAAUGAACUAUUACUUAUAAAUGAAAGCCUCUGUUCAGUACCUUAAUAAACUCAUUGUAAGGAAAAUGUAUGGAUUUUCUAUUUAAAAUGAAAUUUGUUGAAUUAUAUGAAAAUCCUGUGUAAUAAUAAUAAAGAAAUGGCAUUACCAGAAAAUUGUGAAAGACAAUUUUGAAAAUAACACAUUGCAUGUAACUGCUAAAUAUUAGAUAACAUAUAUAAUGUGUACUGUUCUAAUCUUUAAUAAAAGCUUUUGCUGUCUUUAGAAAGCUGACAGCAGAGAAAAUUCUGCACAAAAUA
Molecule: messenger RNA, 4608 nt
Organism: Thamnophis sirtalis
Lineage: Eukaryota; Metazoa; Chordata; Lepidosauria; Squamata; Natricidae
Gene: ACTR3
Product: actin related protein 3
Source: RefSeq, a predicted model, not a curated record